UCUCGAGGGGGCAAUACAUCCAGAGUUCCAUUUGACGAUGUUAUGUACAGCAGAAGAAGAACACGGUACGUCAUUAAAACUGUUCCCUCUGCAAUAUCAAAACAGAGGGUGGCCACAGAUAAGUAACAGUGGGGGGCAGCAGAGGGAGAGGAUGGAUGUCUUGACUCACAUACUGACAGACCCUCUUGAGCCAAAAGAGGAAGAGGAUGCUCAGAUUACAGAAGAGUGCAUGCUGGGUAACUGCAGGGUCAGCCUCCCCGAGGAACUACUUGAAGAUCCUGAAAUCUUCUUCUCUGUGAUGAGUGAGAGCACGUGGACCAAAGUGCUGUCAGAUUCUCAGCGGCAACACCUCAGUCAGUUUUUGCCGCAAUUCCCCGACAAUAAUGAAGCAGAGCAGGGCAGCGCCAUUGAAGACCUGUUCAACAACAGAAAUUUUCAUUUUGGAAAUCCUCUUCAUCUUGCACAAAAACUAUUCAGAGAUGGUUACUUCAACCCUGAAGUCGUCAAGUACAGACAGCUGUGUGCCAAGUCUCAGCAAAGGCGACAAUUAUACUCUCUUCAGCAGUAUUACCACAGGCUGCUGAAACAAAUCCUCGUCUCUCGAAAGGAGUUAUUGGACUUUGCGGUUCACAAUGGUCUGGACUUUCCACCAAAGAAAAAGUUACAUACAAGGAGUCACACUGAACUACGAGAACAAAAGGUCAGAAGAAGACUGAGACGCAUUUUAAAGGAGGUGAAAACUGAAUGUGGCGACAGUAAUGCUUCCUCAGAUGAUGAUGAUCUAACGUUGUGGACGCCAGCACCACAAUCCCCUUCUUCGCCCACAUCCACUGUCCCUCUCAGGGUUGUGCCUAGCCUCUCUACCCAAGACAUGGAGAUUUCUGAAAAAAUCCAGCUUGGCGAGCAGGACUUGAAGGCUAUGCUACAAAACCAUCGGGAAAAGAGGAAACAACAACCAGAUCAUCCAGACUUAAUGACCUCUGAUAUCCACCUCUGCGACAUACUUUCCAGGGCAAAUAUCGGUCGCAGGUCAGCUUUACCACUUUCUGAGCUGUUGCUGCCCAAGAAAAAAAUAAAAGAAGAGCGAAGGAAGAAAAAAAUGAGGACAGUGAAAGUGGAGUCUGAGGAUCCCUGUGAGAGUCUUACUUCUGAUGCCGCACCAACCCCUGUGGCGAACAUUAUCAACUCCAUGCCAGACACUCCGUUGACACCACUGGCCCACAUCAAGGAGGAAAUCCUGGAGGAUCCGCCGAGCAACCCGGUCGUCGUGGAAGAACUAGCCGUCAGCUUCUUCAACUUAUUGGAGACCAUCUUGAGGACGGAACACCUCGCCAGCACUUCACUGUUAGAGGAAAAAGUGCAGAUGUGGCAGUUGUCUCCUGCAAGCUCGCUCAACGCCUGGUUUUCUUCUGCCUCCUGCUGGUCCGACUUGGUCCUCCAUGCCCUGCAGUUUCUUGCAGGAGAGAGUAAAGAAGGUGUCAUGGCACUCCCUAGCGGGUUCCUGCCAUUCGUGGAGUUUGUUGAUGAAACGCAGCAGUGGAAAUGGAUCGGCCCCACUCACGAUGCAGAGAAGGACAUAAUUGCACUCUGUCAACUCUGGCUGGACUCCAAAGAUUUUGUGGUCAAGACUGAAAGUGAAGAACUAACUGAGUUAACAACCCCCAUGCCACGAGUUUCCACCGAUUAUGUGGUGAGACCCAGCACAGGAGAUGAGAGACAACUGUUCCAAAUUCAGGAGCAGCAGAGAUACAACCAACCCCACAAAGCCUUCACAUUCCGCAUGCACGGUUUUGAAUCGGUGGUGGGGCCUGUCAAGGGAGUGUUUGAUAAGGAAAUGUCCCUCAAUAAAGCCCGGGAGCAUACGCUGCUGCGCUCCAACCGCCCCCCAUAUGUUACCAUCCUCUCUUUGGUGCGGGACGCAGCAGCCAGGCUACCCAAUGGAGAGGGAACUCGGGCAGAGAUCUGUGAACUGCUGAAGGACUCACAGUUUCUGGCCCCCCAUGUCACAAGUGCACAGGUCAACACGGUUGUCAGCGGGGCUCUGGAUCGACUCCACUACGAGAAGGACCCCUGUGUGAAGUAUGAUAUUGGGCGCAAACUGUGGAUUUACCUGCACCGCAGCCGCAGUCAGGAAGAGUUUGAGAGGAUCCACCAGGCUCAAGCGGCUGCCGCAAAAGCAAGAAAAGCACUUCAGCAGAAGCCAAAACCUGCAUCCAAACCUAAAUCUGGCUGCAAAGAAGGAGGGGGUAAAACAGCUGGCUUUUUGGAAACAGGGCAGGAUAUAGGUUCCAAUCCCAUGUCACCAACACAUUCUACACCUACCCCAAACACUCCUGUCACCCCAAAGUCACCCUUGCCUUGCACAGUUACUACACCAACUAAGACCACAGUGCCUGACGCAACCAAAUCCAACUCAGGCGUUCUCUUGGUGUCUCCCCCAUCCUUGCCCCAGCUGGGCUCCCUCUUACCCGCCAGUCAGGCCGGUCCAGCCACACCGCAGCCCGUUACUUCCCAGCACGCGGCUCGGAUAGUGAGUCACCUGGCGGCCGGCUCCCUCCCUCAGGUGCGGGUUGUCUCCACUCAGCCUGGACUGGGUUCUCCAUCAGGAAGUCAGCAAGCCACUUUGGUCCAUCAAAGCCCUCAUCAGAUCAGAAUGCCAGUGUCUGUGGCAACCAAGAGCAUCUCACAGGCAGUGGUUUCUGUGCCUUUGAGGAGCCAGUCUGGGAGUCCAGUGCAGGUGCCAAACAGUGUGUCAGUCUCCACGGUAACCAUGCCUAAGCCUCAGACUGUGUCGCCCGGCAGCCCGGCCAGCGUUCCCACAUCGGCGUCAGCUGUGGUGCAAGGAGUUGCCAACCAAAACAUCAAACAGGUGUCCCUCACAGGCCAGUUAGGAGUGAAGACCCCACUUACCGCCACAAACCUCCGCUUCCAGGGUAAAGAUGUCUUGCGUCUACCAUCCUCCUCCAUCACCACAGACGCCAAAGGCCAGACUAUACUGCGGAUUACACCAGACAUGAUGGCCACGCUCACCAAAUCUCCCGUGGCAACAGUCAAACUCACUCCCGACUUCCUGGGCUCGGCCGGCGGUACCAAGAGCAUAUCGGCCACUCUCCACGUCACACCCCCUCACGCUUCCGUCUCUGCCGCUACGUCCUGCACAGGGGAGGUACCCGCCACCAAAACUGCGCCCAUCACUUCCACCCUGCUGAAGGCUGCGGGAGACACGGCCAUACGCCUGAUGCCCACUAUGGCCGUCACCGUGGCCGACCAGAAAUCUCGGACCUUCUCUACCGUCACCUCCCCGGAGAAAAGCGGUACCACGAUCCGUAUCAUGCCAGGCCUCGGGGUAAUGCCGCAGAAGCAAGGGCAGACCAUCACGAUGUCAUCUGCCGGCGGCAGCAAGCCCCAAGCGGUGUCCACCAGCGCCAACGUCAUGACCAUGGCCGCCAGUGUGGUGGCUGGCGCGAAGGGCAUCACGGCGGCGGGUCCGGGAACCUCGUCUUCUCCUCUGAAACUGGGAACAGCCACGGCAACAAUGCGCCAGGUGGCUGGCCCCGUGGUCAACACACAGACGGGGAAGAUACCUGCACGCAUCACAGUUCCUCUCUCUGUCCUCAACCAACCACUAAAAAGUAAAAGUGUAGUGACCACGCCAAUUGUGAAGGGGAGUCUCAACACCAAUAUCAGCAGCCUGGGAAGGAACAUCAUCCUGACCACCAUGCCUGCGGGCACCAAACUGAUCGCUGGGAACAAACCAGUUAGCUUUGUCACAGCGCAACAGUUCCAACAGCUGCAGCAGCAAGGACAGGCCACACAGGUUUGGUACAAGUUUCACCACGAAGCAGACCAGGUUCGCAUCCAGACCGUGCAGGCACAGCAGCUCCAGCAGCACAUGGCGGCCGCUUCCCCCAAAUCGGUCUCCACGGUUGUCGUCACAACAGCGCUUUCGCCAAAAUGUCCGCCCGAUCUUCCACCCACACCUCCUCAGUGAUCUGAGCUCGGCGUCUGAGAUGUUUGUGUAAUAUUGCCGUUUUAGUGCGUACUCUUUUCUGUGUAACUUGAAAGCACACGUUCAGUUAUGUUUGACAAUGUCAACAAAGUUUUUUUUUUUUUCUUUUCUAAUUACCUUCCUCAACUAU
Messenger RNA from Syngnathoides biaculeatus (alligator pipefish), 4139 nucleotides. RefSeq names its product nuclear factor related to kappaB binding protein (gene nfrkb). Gene Ontology annotation, cellular component: Ino80 complex. Lineage: Eukaryota; Metazoa; Chordata; Actinopteri; Syngnathiformes; Syngnathidae. The coding region runs from base 38 to 3991 and encodes 1317 amino acids. Gene Ontology annotation, molecular function: protease binding. The record is from RefSeq and is a predicted model, not a curated record. The transcript has 26 exons.